AUGAAGCAACUCCACAAGCAAUCCUCAAACACCAGAAAAGACGAGGAGAUGCCCUUCUCCCAAACCCCGCCCUACUCCCCCAAAUCCAUGAAGCAUCCUCGAUCCCUCCCCAGAUCCCUCAACUACAUACUCCGCGAACAGCGCCUCCUCUUCAUCCUCAUCGGCGUACUCAUCGGCUCCACCUUCUUCGUCAUCCAGCCGUCGCUCUCCGCUCUCUCGUCGGCGGACCGCCGCAGCCCCGGGAUCUCUUCCGGCGGUCGCCACUCGCUGGCCAAGGCCAAAUUUCUGGAUCGGGAACUGUCGGCCGAUUCCAGGAGCAGCUUCGUCGAUGGGAGCUACAAUCGGUACUCAAAUGGUGUUGGGCGGGUGCCGGUGGGGAUCGGGAGCAAGAGGAGGAGGAUCGUCGUCACUGGCGGCGCCGGAUUUGUCGGGAGCCAUUUGGUGGAUAAGCUGAUUGCCAGGGGCGACGACGUGAUCGUGAUCGACAAUUUCUUCACGGGGAGGAAGGAGAACGUGGUGCAUUUGUUCGGAAAUCCGAGGUUCGAGCUGAUCAGGCACGAUGUUGUGGAGCCAAUUUUGCUGGAGGUGGAUCAGAUCUACCACUUGGCCUGCCCUGCAUCGCCCGUGCAUUACAAAUAUAAUCCCGUCAAGACAAUCAUAUCCUUUUUUUAG
This is a messenger RNA of Striga hermonthica, 672 nucleotides long. The record is from the annotation of a GenBank genome assembly. Lineage: Eukaryota; Viridiplantae; Streptophyta; Magnoliopsida; Lamiales; Orobanchaceae.